AUGGCACAAUGCCGCAUUUUUGAUACUGUAAUAAUCGAUAAGCUGCCUUCGAUGUUCAUUACAUCAACGGUGCCCGUCGUCCAUGAUAACACCAUCAUUCUCGCGGCCACGCACCCUACCCUCUCUACCGCCGACUCCAUAGACGAUGGUUGGUUCAUCUCGGAUUUCUAUGCUUUCAACUAUUUGCUUAGAGGACUCGGGAUGCAAUAA
This is a messenger RNA of Penicillium psychrosexuale, 210 nucleotides long. RefSeq lists its product as uncharacterized. The record is from RefSeq and is a predicted model, not a curated record. NCBI's taxonomy places the organism in Eukaryota, Fungi, Ascomycota, Eurotiomycetes, Eurotiales, Aspergillaceae. The coding region runs from base 1 to 210 and encodes 69 amino acids. The transcript is spliced from 2 exons.